Messenger RNA from Cladophialophora psammophila CBS 110553, 1317 nucleotides. RefSeq lists its product as uncharacterized. NCBI's taxonomy places the organism in Eukaryota, Fungi, Ascomycota, Eurotiomycetes, Chaetothyriales, Herpotrichiellaceae. The transcript has a single exon. Bases 1 to 1317 code for a protein of 438 amino acids. Gene Ontology annotation, molecular function: DNA-binding transcription factor activity, RNA polymerase II-specific; zinc ion binding. Gene Ontology annotation, biological process: regulation of DNA-templated transcription. The record is from RefSeq and is a predicted model, not a curated record.
AUGGGUCAUCAACGGUCAGCCUGUGAUCGCUGCAGAAGUCAAAAGCUGCGCUGUCCUCGCAGCGAUAAGUCGAAGGGUGACCCAUGCGCCAGAUGCUUGGGAGUCGGGGUCCAGUGCGUUACCAGCAGUGCACGACCCCUGGGACGACCUCGAACAACAGGCGUGGCCGAACGAAGAACCAGAUCCAUUAAGACAGGAAACACUGCACCAGAAACCCUUAGUGUGGGUUUGACCUCUCCGCGUCCGCCAUCGACGACGGUGGGUGUGCAACCAUGUUCUAAUCUGUGGACGUCUGCGAGCUUGGAUCCGUUCUCCGACUAUCUUCCAGAUCCGUCCAUCGUGACCGGUUCUUAUUUCGAAAAUCCAGUCCCUAGCUUGACAUUCCAGACGAAUGUGGAAUGUGCCUUCGAUCUUCAAUUGCCGCCUCACGAUGACCUUUUCGACAUUAGACUGCCGACGGAACUUUCCCAACGCCCGCAGAACAGCUUUAGCCAACCGGCCUUUGCCGAAAGCCAUUCGCAGGGACCAUCAUUGGAGCCUUCGAAACCUGCAGACACACUCACUGCCCUAUCAAGACUGAAUGAAGAUAUCGUUAGACAGCAUUCCCAGCUAAAUUCGUACCUCUGGGGACCUGUGAAUGGGGCGCAACAUUGUCUCGAUAAGUUUCACAAAGUUGAGGGAAACCCCAUGGCUGAGUUGCUGCAAAGCACCUCUCAGUUCGUCGCUAUUCUCGAAAACUUGGAGCGGUUGUCGCUACCACCAAAUAAAACUGUCGACAGGUCUCUGCCGCACUUGCCUCCGGCCUCGGACUCUGAUUUCUACACUUCGAUCUCCGAACAAAGGGAAACAAUGUCGCCUGUACAUGGAUCCUCCACAGACGUGAAGCCAUUGAGCAUGCCAGUUGCGCUGAUGCUUCUAUCAAGCUAUCUCCUUCUUGUGGAGCUCUACGACGCACUAUUUAUCCGUGUACGUGAUGCUCUGUCUAAGUUGGCAGACGUCUAUGCCUUCUUUCAUGAGUUGCCCGAAUUCCGAGUGGCUGGCCUCCCUUCAAUGAAAGUACAUCUAUACGCCAAGAUCAUCCUCCAAAUCAUCGAGCAUCAUUUCGAUCGUCUUGGACGCCUGCUGGGCCUCCCGAAAGAAUUUGAUCUCUCUGAACAGACUACGCAUUGCAAGGGGUUAUUGGGCACUACAGACCUAUCUCAGCUUCUACAAGUCACAAUGACACAGAUGAGCGGCAGUCCUAGAACAUCGGGGAGUCUAACACUGAAGUCGUUCAGGUCCAAUCUGAAGGGUAUCCAAGCUAUGCUGCCGGGAUAG